Anolis carolinensis (green anole) is the source of this 5395-nucleotide messenger RNA. It is a transcript of the gene dact3, whose product is annotated as dishevelled binding antagonist of beta catenin 3. Bases 2699 to 4540 code for a protein of 613 amino acids. NCBI's taxonomy places the organism in Eukaryota, Metazoa, Chordata, Lepidosauria, Squamata, Anolidae. The record is from RefSeq and is a predicted model, not a curated record. Gene Ontology annotation, biological process: negative regulation of canonical Wnt signaling pathway. Gene Ontology annotation, cellular component: cytoplasm. The transcript has 4 exons.
UCCUUCCUUCCUUUCUUUAGACCUCUAUAUCUUCCUUCCUUCCUUCCUUCCUUUCCUCCUUCCUUCCUCCCUUCCUUCCUUCCUUCCUUCCUUCCUUCCUUUCCUCCUUCCUUCCUUCCUUCCCUUCCUUCCUUCCCUCCCUCCCUCUCUCCUUCCUCUAUUCUUCCUUCCUUCUUUCCUUUCUUUAGACCUCUAUAUCUUCCUUCCUUUCCUCCUUCCUUCCUUCCUUCCUUCCUUCCUUCCUUCCUUCCUUCCUUCCUUCCUUCCUUCCUUCCUUCCUCCCCUCCCUCCCUCCCUCCCUCCUUCCUCUAUUCUUCCUUCCUUCCUUCCUUUCUUUAGACCUCUAUAUCUUCCUUCCUUCCUUCCUUCCUUCCUUCCUUCCUUCCUUCCUUCCUUCCUUCCCUCCCUCCCUCCCUCCCUCCCUCCCUCCCUCCCUCCCUCCUUCCUCUAUUCUUCCUUCCUUCCUUCCUUUCUUUAGACCUCUAUAUCUUCCUUCCUUCCUUCCUUUCCUCCUUCCUUCCUCCCUUCCUUCCUUCCUUCCUUCCUUCCUUCCUUCCUUCCUUCCUUUCCUCCUUCCUUCCUUCCUUCCUUCCUUCCUUCCUUCCUUCCUUCCCUCCCUCUCUCCUUCCUCUAUUCUUCCUUCCUUCUUUCCUUCCUUCCGACCUCUAUAUCUUCCUUCCUUCCUUCCUUUCCUCCUUCUCCUUCCUUCCUUCCUUCCUUCCUUCCUUCCUUCCUUCCUUCCCUCCCUCCUUCCUCUAUUCUUCCUUCCUUCCUUCCUUUCUUUAGACCUCUAUAUCUUCCUUCCUUCCUUCCUUUCCUCCUUCUCCUUCCUUCCUUCCUUCCUUCCUCCCCUCCCUCCCUCCCUCCUUCCUCUAUUCUUCCUUCCUUCCUUCCUUUCUUUAGACCUCUAUAUCUUCCUUCCUUCCUUCCUUCCUUCCUUCCUUCCUUCCUUCCUUCCUUAUUUCCUUCUUUCCUUCCUUCCUUCCUUCCUUCCUUCCCUCCCUCCUUCCUCUAUUCUUCCUUCCUUCCUUCCUUUCUUUAGACCUCUAUAUCUCCCUUCCUUCCUUCCUUCCUUCCUUCCUUCCUUCCUUCCUUCCUUCCUUCCUUCCUUCCUUCCUUCCUUCCUUUCCCUCCUUCCUCUAUACAUUAUUUUUUUCUCUCCCUCCCUUCCUCCUCUCCUUCCUUUAUAUAUACGUUCUUUCUUCCCUUCUUCCUUCUUCUAUUCCAUACCUUCCUCUUUUCCUUCCUCCCUCCCUCCUUCCUCUCUGUGUCAACAUGGCAAGCAAUGUGUCUCAACCGUCUGACCUGGUUGUGGUUUUCUAUCCCUUUCUUUUCUUCCUUUUUUUUAUCAGGGUGAGAAUUUUACCCCUUUGGGGCGCUAUGAGUUUUCUAGGCUGUCUGGACAUGUUCCAGAAGCAUUCUCUCCUGACGUUUCGCCCACAUCUAUGGCAGGCAUCCUCAGAGGUUGUGAGGUAUGGAGAAACUUAAGCAAGGAAGGUUUAUAUAUAUCUGUGGGAAGUCCAGGGUGAGGGAAGAACUUGACAACACACCUUGAUUAGCAUUGAAAAUCCUUGCAGCUGCAAAGCCUGGCUGAUUCCUGCUUGGGAAAAACCAUUGUUGGAAGAUGUUAGCUGGCCCUGAUUGUUUCCUGUCUGGAAUUCCUCUGUUUUCUGAGUGUUGUUCUUUAUUUACUGUCCUAAUUUUAGAGUUUUUUUUUUUAAAAUACUGGCAGCCAGAUUGUAUUCAUUUUCAUGUUUUCCUCCUUUCAAUGCUAACCAAGGUGGCCAUUUGCAACAUUCACACUUGUCUUAAACAGACAAGAGUUCUUUCUCCCACUCUGGAUGUCAUCCCACAGAUACAUAAACCCCACUUGCUCGUUUCCAACAGACCUCACAACCUCUGAGGAUGCCUGCCAUAGAUGUGGGCGAAACGUCAGGAGAGAAUGCUGCUGGAACAUGUCCAUACAACCUGGACAUCCCACAGAUACAUAAACCCCACUUGCUCGUUUCCAACAGAUCUCACAACCUCUGAGGAUGCCUGCCAUAGAUGUGGGCGAAACGUCAGGAGAGAAUGCUGCUGGAACAUGGCCAUACAACCUGGACAUCCCACAGAUACAUAAACCCCACUUGCUCGUUUCCAACAGACCUCACAACCUCUGAGGAUGCCUGCCAUAGAUGUGGGCGAAAUGUCAGGAGAGAAUGCUGCUGGAACAUGGCCAUACAACCUGGACAUCCCACAGAUACAUAAACCCCACUUGCUCGUUUCCAACAGACCUCACAACCUCUGAGGAUGCCUGCCAUAGAUGUGGGCGAAACGUCAGGAGAGAAUGCUGCUGGAACAUGGCCAUACAACCUGGACAUCCCACAGAUACAUAAACCCCACUUGCUCGUUUCCAACAGACCUCACAACCUCUGAGGAUGCCUGCCAUAGAUGUGGGCGAAACGUCAGGAGAGAAUGCUGCUGGAACAUGGCCAUACAACCUGGACAUCCCACAGAUACAUAAACCCCACUUGCUCGUUUCCAACAGACCUCACAACCUCUGAGGAUGCCUGCCAUAGAUGUGGGCGAAACGUCAGGAGAGAAUGCUGCUGGAAUGUGGCCAGACAGCCUGGAAAACUCGCAGCAACCCAGUGAUUCCGGCCAUGAAAGCCUUCGACAACACAUUCUACCCCUUUGUUUGUUUGAGUGAUGUCUCUAAAUGACCCCCUUUUGUCCUUUUUGCACCCAUCUGUCUGCGGGCCAAAGGUCAUUCCCGAAAGACAUGCUCCCAGGCUUGAUGUGGGAACUGGAGCAACAACUGGGUUUAUUGCGGCUGAAUCCGGAGAAGACACCUGGAGAGGCGGCGGAGACGGACAGCUGGCCCAGUUCAGGGUCCUACUCACGGAUCAUUGGACGCCCGGAAUCCCGCCUCGGCUUUGCCAGCGAGCGGCCCAAGUCCGUAGGCGACGUAGCAAACAGCAGCAAAGACGGCACCAGCCGGGGCACCGUGCCGCGUUCCUUCUCGGCCCCAUACUCCACCUCCCAGGACUACCCGGAAAACCCCAAGCCGGCCCGCUACCCGCCGGACCCGUUCCUGUACCCGAGCCCGCUCCACGCGGUGGCCCUGCAGAGCCCCUUGCUCCGGAGCCACCUCUACGAAGACUCCGCUUUCGCCUCGGCGGCCUCCCAAGCCUUGGCGUAUCCUCCCGACCAAGACGGCUUCGCCUUCUACGACGAGGCGGCUUCCCACUGCCACAAAGUGGAGAGCUACAUCUCGCGCCUCAUCCGCCGACGCAGCCAGCUCGUCCGGGGCAGCAAACCCCGCACGAGCUUGGGAUCGGAGCCCAACGUGGUCCGGCAGAAUAGUCUCUGCAAGAGGCCUUUGGAGUUGUUGCCGCCGCCGCAAAGCGAACGUAAACACCCGCCGUCCGUGGAAAGAGGGAGCAGCACGCCGUCGCCGUGUGGACAUGAAGGCGGGACGGCUGCGGCGGCACGGAUCUGGUCGUCGUGGGAUGCUGCUGCAGAGAGGACACUGUCCACUAAAGUGGAUGACUACAGUCCUCCGCCUCCGUCCAGCCUCAAAAAGCCGCCCAAGCUCCAAGCUCUGGCUCACAUGCGGUCACCCUCGGCGGAUCAAUACGAGGCAGUUUAUCCAUCAUCACCUUUGCCGGACAGAGAGAGCACCAACGUCCAAGCGUCCUACGAUGCCGAGGAAGGGGCCUGCUUGAUGGUGAAGGCCCAGUAUAUCCCAGCUCAGCAACCCUCCAGGGUCCAGCAGGCCCACCACCGCCCGGGCAAAAAGAAGCCCCCUCCGCUCACAAAGGGACGCUCGGUGGAACUGUCUCCGGAAAGGGUCCCGCUUUUGCCCAGGGAGCGCCCACGGGUUUCCGGACCCCCGAAGAAGUGUCGCUUCACCGAAGACGGAAGCGGCGACGUUCGGAAAGCUUCUGGGAGGAAAAGCUCGCCCCGUUCCCGGAAAGCCGCUCGGUCCCAGUCGGAGAACAGCCUCCUGAACAAGCCGGGGGUCAAGUACGGGACGGCCGAGCGCCACGACGAAGCAGCGACGAAACCGUCGCGGCAACGCCGUCCUCACAUCGGGAGCACUGCAAGCGGCUGCCGCAAAUGGCGCUCCACGGCAGAGAUUUGCCAAGAGGAGUUGUCUCCCGGAAACGCGGCGGAGGCAAGUCGCGGCCAACGCGGAGUGACGGCGAUCGGGUACACGUACAACACCGGGAGCGACUCCGAGUGUCCGGCUGAGCCGCCCCGGCAAGCACCGACGUGCCGCAUGGAAGAAGGCUUAGUCUAUGGAGACAGCGAGUCCAGCGUCAGCGACGGGGACUCGCCGGCCGUGUAUAGCAGCGGGGCCUCCAGCGACACGGACGAGAGCGGGGGCCUCGUGUGGCCCCAGCAGCUCUCCCCGCAACUCGUGUCGGCCUCCGGGCCGGGGAAGACGUCCGGCGGGCAGCCCAAGGUCUUUGUCAAGAUCAAGGCUUCCCAUGCGCUCAAGAAGAAGAUCAUGCGCUUCCGGUCCGGCUCCCUCAAAGUCAUGACCACGGUGUAAAGGGAGUCCGUUCGCAUCUACAUCCCUUCUUCUGUGGCUGAAAGUCUCCCCCCGCAAAUGUUAUCCCCUGCAUUCCCGUCCCAGCAUUGACCCCACGGACCAGUGGUUACCAGUCUUUGGUCCUCCAGGAUCCUCAACCAUUGGCCAAGGCAAAAGAGCUUUUGGGGGAUAAAGUCCAAAAUAUCUGGAUGACUAGAGUUUGGGAAUCAAUUAGUUCCCAACAUUUAAUCUUCCACUUGUUUGCGACUUCAGUUCCCAGAAUCCCCAACCAUUGGCCAAAGAAACUGAGGUUCUGGGAUUUGAAGUCCAAAACACUUGGAGGACUAAACCUCCGGAAUCAAUUUAUUAGAUUAGUGGUGCCAACCUUUGGUCCGUCCUCCAGGUCUUCAAAGUCCCAGAAGUCCCAUCCAGUUUGGCCAGUUGUAGGGAAUUUUAUCAACUGAAGUUCCAAACAUACUUAGAGGACCAAAUGUUGGUCUGAUCAGCUUCACUGCCCUUGACAAGAGCCGGGGAUGUUGGGUAUCCUAGUCCUUGUCUCCCCAGCUGCACGAAAAAUGUGUCUUUCUUGUUCAUCCUGUUUUUUGGACUCUUAACUUCCAGAAUCCCUUUUCUACCAGCAAUUCUGAGAGAGUUCCAAAAAAAGGUUGCAAACUCUUCUUUUCCAUGCUUCUUUUGAACCAGUCCAUUUUUAAAAAAGAGGUUAUUUAUUAUGGGUUUUUGUACAGCUGACUUCUAAGGAGCCACCUUUUUGGGUAUCAACGCUCCGGAACCCGAAUCCAAUCCAUGCUGUCCGUCUUGUAUUUCGAUACGGAUGUUCCUUCUUCUGUGUUUGUAAAUAAAAUUGGGUGUUUUUUC